GCAGUCAGUAUCUGUACACAUGGAUGGAGUUGUGGUGAAAGAACGUAUGAACAUUGGACAGGAGCCGCCUUGUCCCCCUGUCAGGAAACGGAAGAGACGGCCACUGAAAGUCGGGAUGGAAACGGUGACAGCAGCAAGCAUGCAAAAGGCUAUGCAGGAAGUGAAGGACAAGCCCAGGAGGAGGCCUCUGGUCAGGGCUGCAUCAGAGGAGAGCUCCACCGAUCUCAUGUGUACAAGCUACUCCCUGUCCCCAGGAGACACGCUGCCGUGGAACCUGCCCAAACACUAUCGCAUGAAGCGCUCAAAGUCGGCCUCUGGAGACGUGUUGGACCCCGCAGAGAGGGCCGUCAUCCGCAUUGCAGAUGAACGGGACCGAGUGCAGAAAAAGACUUUCACCAAAUGGGUCAACAAACACUUGAUGAAGCACUGGAAGGUGGAGACUCAGCGCCACAUCACCGACCUGUACGAGGACCUCAGGGAUGGACACAACCUCAUCUCCCUGCUCGAGGUGCUCUCCGGGGAGACGCUGCCGAGGGAGCGUGACGUUGUGAGGAACGUGCGUUUGCCACGGGAGAAAGGACGCAUGCGUUUCCAUAAACUGCAGAAUGUGCAGAUCGCUCUGGAUUUUCUCAAACGCAGACAGGUCAAACUGGUCAACAUCAGGAAUGAUGACAUUGCAGAUGGAAACCCCAAACUGACCCUGGGUCUGAUAUGGACCAUCAUCCUUCACUUCCAGAUCUCAGACAUUCAGGUGAACGGUCAGUCGGACGACAUGACGGCCAAAGAGAAGCUGCUGCUGUGGUCGCAGAGGAUGGUGGAGGGAUACCAGGGUCUGCGCUGCGACAACUUCACCAGUAGCUGGAGGGAUGGCAAGCUCUUUAACGCCAUCAUCCACAAACACAGGCCCACGCUGAUCGACAUGACUAAGGUGUACCGGCAGACCAAUCAGGAGAAUCUGGAACAGGCCUUCAGUGUGGCCGAGAGAGAUCUGGGCGUCACCAGACUGCUGGACCCAGAGGAUGUGGACGUGCCACAUCCAGACGAGAAGUCCAUCAUCACGUAUGUCUCCUCUUUGUAUGACGUCAUGCCCAGAGUGCCGGAUGUUCAGGAUGGAGUUAAAGCCAAUGAGCUGGAGCUGCGUUGGCAGGAGUACUAUGAGCUGGUCACCAUGCUGCUGCAGUGGAUCCGACACCACAUCCUCGUCUUUGAGAAGAAGAAGUUUCCCACCAGCUACGAAGAGAUCGAGGUUCUUUGGCGUCAGUUUCUGAAGUUCAAGGAAAUGGAGCUCCCAGCAAAAGAAUCAGACAAGAAUCGAUCCAAACACAUCUUCAGGUCUUUUGAAGGUGCCGUCCAGGCAGGUCAAGUCAAAGUGCCGCCAUCUUACCAUCCCAUUGACGUGGAGAAGGAGUGGGGCCGUCUGCACGUCGCCAUCCUGGAGCGAGAGCGCCUCCUGAGGACAGAAUUUGAAAGGCUGGAGCGCCUUCAGCGGGUCGUCGGUAAGGUCCAGGUGGAGUCGGGUGUGUGUGAGGAGCAGCUCAACCAGGUGGAGACUCUGCUGCAGACGGAUGUGAGGAUGCUGAGUUCGGGGAAACCUGCUCAGAACACGGCAGAGGUGGAGGCAGAUUUGGAAAAAGCAGAAGGAAUGAUCCGCCUCCUCUUCAAUGAUGUUCAGCUGCUUAAAGAUGGGCGCCACCUUCAGGCUGAGCAGAUGUAUCGCAGAGUGUACCGUCUCCACGAGAGGCUGGUCAACCUCCGGAGUGAAUACAACCUGCGCCUCAAAUCUGGUGUGACUACGGCCCAGAUCCCCAUGACUCGAGUUCACGCCGUGCAGGUCCUGAAGCAGACCCCCACCACGGUGCGCCCUGAACUGGAUGAAGUAACGCUGCGCUACAUCCAGGACCUGCUGGGCUGGGUGGAGGAGAACCAGCGGCGGGUGGACGAGGGAGAGUGGGGCUCCGACCUUCCUGCUGUGGAAUCACAGCUCGGCAGCCACCGAGGCCUGCAUCUGUCUGUUGAGGAGUUCCGCUCUAAGAUCGAAAGGGCGAAAGCUGAUGAGAGUCAGAUUUCACCAGCCAGUAAAGCUGGAUACCGUGACUAUCUGGGAAAACUGGAGCUGCAGUACGAGAAGCUGCUCAACACCUCUAAGGUCCGUCUCCGUUACCUGGUCGAGCUUCACACCUUUGUUACUGCGGCAACCAAAGAGCUGAUGUGGCUGAAUGAGAAAGAAGAGGAGGAGGUCAACUACGACUGGAGUGAACGCAACACCAACAUGGUGGCCAAGAAGGACAACUACUCGGGUCUGAUGAGGGAGCUGGAGCUCAGAGAGAAGAAGGUAAACGGUGUCCAGACGACUGGAGACAAGCUGCUGAGGGAUGGACAUCCUGCCAGGAAGACUAUAGAGGCCUUCACGGCAGCUCUGCAGACUCAGUGGAGUUGGAUCCUCCAGUUGUGCUGCUGCAUAGAAUCCCACCUGAAAGAGAACACCGCUUACUUCCAGUUUUUUGCAGAUGUUAAAGAGGCCGAGGAGAAGAUCAAAAAGAUGCAAGAGGCAAUGAAAAGAAAGUACAUGUGUGAGCGCUCCAUCACAGCCACGCGGCUGGAAGACCUCCUGAAGGACGCCGCGGAUGAGAAGGAGCAACUGACUGAGUUCAAAAUGCACCUGGAAGGCCUGAAGCGUCGAGCUAAGGCCAUCAUCCAGCUGAAACCUCGAAACCCAGCAACACCCAUAAAAGGAAAACUGCCCAUCCAAGCUGUCUGCGACUUCAAACAGAUGGAGAUCAGAGUCCACAGAGGAGAUCAGUGUGCUCUGCUCAAUAACUCACAGCCCUGCAAGUGGAAGGUGCUGAACGAUAAAGGCAGCGAGGCGUCCGUGCCGUCCAUCUGCUUCCUGAUCCCGCCCACCAAUAAGGAGGCUGUGAACAGCGUCGCCGGACUGGAUGGAAACCUGCAGCGGCUGCAGACGCUCUGGCAGACCAUGUACGUGGACAUGAAGAGCCUGCUGUCCUGGCAGUAUCUGAUGAGAGACAUCCACAUCAUCAAGACCUGGAACAUCACCAUGUUUAAGACGCUCAGAGUGGAGGAGUACCGGCUGGCCCUGAGGAACCUGGAGCAGCACUACCAGGACUUCCUGAGGGACAGUCAGGACUCUCAGAUGUUCGGCGCUGAGGACCGCAUGCAGGUGGAGUCCAACUACAACCGAGCCAACCAGCACUACAACACGCUCGUCAGCUCUGCAGAACAAGGACAUGUGGUGCCAGUGGCAGGAGAACAAGAUGAGUCUGUGUGCAAGACGUACCUGAACAACAUCAAAGAUCUUCGCCUGCGGCUGGAAGGAUGUGAGACUCGAACAGUGACGCGUCUCCGUCAGCCGCUGGACAGAGAGCCGCUCACAGCCUGCGCCAUGAAGACAGCCGAGCAAAUGAAAGUGCAGUUGGAGUUGGAGGGCUUGAAGAAAGAUUUGAACUCCGUCUCAGAGAAGACAGAAGAGGUUCUGGUGUCUCCUCAGCAGCCUAGCUCUGCUCCAAUGCUUCGCUCUGAGCUGGACAUUACGCUGAAGAAGAUGGACCAUGUGUACGGCCUCUCCUCCAUCUACCUGGACAAGCUCAAGACAAUUGAUGCUGUGAUCCGGAACACCAAAGGUACAGAGGACACGCUGAAAAAUUAUGAAACACGUCUACGUGAUGUCACUAAAGUGCCAGCUGAGGAGGACGAGGUGGACAAGCAUCGCAGUGACUUAAAGAAAAUGCGCGCUGAAGCGGAGGCCGAUCAGGUCGUGUUUGAAAGGCUGCAGGAUGAGCUGAAGAGGGCGACACUCGUCAAUGACAAGAUGAGUCGGAUCCACAGCGAGCGUGAUGCUGAACUGGACCAUUACCGUCAGCUGGUCAGCAGCCUCCUGGAGCGCUGGCAGGCCGUGUUCGCUCAGAUCGACCUGAGGCAGCGAGAGCUUGACCUGCUCGGCCGCCGCAUGCGUUCCUACCGGGAAAGCUAUGAGUGGCUCAUUUGCUGGCUGGGAGAAGCGAGACAGAGGCAGGAGAAGAUCCAGGCCAUGCCUGUCAGUGACAGUAAGGCUCUCAAGGAGCAGCUGGCAGAGGAGAAGAAACUCCUGGAGGAGAUUGAGAAAAACAAGGACAAGGUUGAACAGUGCCAGAGAAAUGCAAAAGAUUAUAUUGAUUCAGUCAAGGAUUGUGAGCUUCAGAUUUUGACUUACAAAGCUCUCCAGGAUCCCAUAGUUUCUCCUUUAAAGAAAGCCAGGAUGGAAAGUGCAUCUGAUGACAUCAUUCAAGAGUAUGUUACUCUGAGAACCUGCUACAGUGAGCUGCUGACACUCACCAGUCAGUACAUUAAAUUUAUCACAGACACUCAGCGCCGCCUGGAGGAUGAUGAGAAAGCUACUGAAAAACUAAAAGAAGAGGAAAGGAGAAGGAUGCUGGAGAUCCAGGCUGAGUUAAAGAAACAGAAACAAUUAGCCGAGGCCCAUGCCAAAUCUGUGGCCAAGGCAGAACAGGAGGCCGAGGCGCUCAAGUUAAAAAUGAAAGAAGAGGCCAGCAGAAGGCAAGACAUUGCAGUGGACGCUGAAAAACAAAAGCAAAACAUUCAGCAGGAGCUACACCAGCUCAAGAGCCUGUCGGAGCAGGAAAUCAAGUCCAAGAAUAAGCAGCUGGAGGAGGCACUGCUCAGUCGCACCAAGAUUGAGGAAGAAAUCCACAUAAUUAGACUCCAGUUGGAGACAACAAUAAAACAUAAGUUCACAGCUGAAGGUGAGUUACAGCAGCUCAGAGACAAAGCGGCUGAAGCUGAGAAGCUCAGGAAAGCUGUGCAGGAAGAGGCAGAAAGACUUCGUAAGCAGGUUCAAGAUGAGACACAGAAAAAGAAAAACGCAGAAGACGAGCUGAAACGUAAAUCUGAGGCAGAAAAAGAGGCUUCCAUACAAAAGCAGAAAGCACUGGAUGACCUGAAGAAGUUCAAAAUGCAAGCUGAGGAGGCAGAGAGGCGCAUGAAACAGGCCGAGGAGGAGAAAUUAAGACAGAUCAAGGUCGUGGAGGAGGUGGCACAAAAGACUGCUGCCACACAGCUACAAAGCAAAGCCAUGUCUUUCAAUGAAAAGGCAACAAAACUGGAGGAAUCCCUUAAAAAAGAGCAGGGCACUGUCCUUCAGCUGCAGGAGGAAGCUGAGAAACUCAGGAAGCAACAAGAUGAAGCGAACAAAGCAAGGGAACAAGCAGAGAAGGAGCUCGAAAUAUGGAGACAGAAAGCCAAUGAAGCUCUCCGCUUAAGACUUCAAGCUGAGGAGGAAGCUCAGAAAAAGAGCCAGGCUCAAGAAGAGGCAGAGAGGCAGAAGGUUGAAGCGGAGCGAGAUGCCAAGAAGCGGGCAAAGGCUGAAGACGCUGCACUUAAACAAAAAGAGAACGCAGAGAAAGAAUUAGAGAAACAGCGAAAGAUCGCAGAAGAAAUAGCUCAGCAAAAACUGACUGCAGAGCAAGAGUGCAUACGCCAGAAAGCUGAAUUUGAACAUGCUGAACAGCAGAGGGUCCUGCUGGAUCAUGAGCUCCGGCGUCUGAAGAAUGAGGUGAACAAUGCUGAAAACCAAAGGAAGCAACUGGAAGAUGAGCUGGCUAAGGUAAGAAGUGAAAUGGAUGCUCUCCUUCAGAUGAAGAUUAAGGCAGAGGAGCAGACACUAUCUAACACAGAAAAAAGCAAACAGCUUCUUGAAUCCGAGGCGGCCAAAAUGAGGCAACUUGCCGAGGAAGCAAGCAGAUUAAGAUCAGUCGCUGAAGAAGCUAAGAAGCAGCGGCAGAUCGCCGAGGACGAGGCUGCUCACCAGAGAGCCGAGGCUGAAAAAAUACUCAAGGAAAAGCUGGCUGCCAUCAACGAGGCAACUCGUCUGACGACUGAAGCAGAGAUUGCCUUGAAAGCUAAAGAAGCAGAAAAUGAAAGACUCAAAAGAAAAGCCGAGGAUGAAGCCUAUCAGCGGAAGCUGCUGGAGGACCAAGCUGCUCAGCACAAGCAAGACAUUGAGGAGAAAAUGGUACACCUGAAGAACUCAUCGGAUUCUGAGCUGGAGCGGCAAAGAACAAUUGUGGAAGAAACACUUAAGCAAAAGAAAGUGGUUGAGGAGGAAAUUUAUAUCAUUAAGCUCAACUUUGAGAAGGCAUCGAAAGGCAAGUCAGAUCUAGAGGCCGAACUGAACAAGCAGAAGAGCAUUGCAGAGGAGACAGAGAAGAGCAAGCGUAAGGCUGAGGAAGAGGCAGAGACGCUGAAAAGACUGGUUUCAGAGGAAGAGAAGAAAAGGAAGGAAGCCGAGGAGAAGGUGAAAAGGAUUGCUGCAGCUGAAGAAGAGGCUGCACGACAGUGCAAGGCCGCACAGGAAGAAGUUGAACGUCUCAAAAAGAAAGCUGCUGAAGCAAACAAACAGAAAGAAAAAGCAGAGAAGGACGCAGAGCAGCAGGUCAUUCUGGCCAAAGAGGCGGCACAAAAAUGCAGUGCUGCAGAGCAGAAAGCACAAGACAUUGUAACUAAGAAUAAAGAAGACAUUCUUGCUCAAGAAAAGCUGAGAGACGAGUUUGAAAAUGCGAAGAAACUUGCGAAAUCGGCCGAGAAAGCCAAGGACAAGGCAGAGAAAGAGGCAGCCUUACUCCGUCAACAAGCUGAGGAGGCUGAGAAGCUGAAAAAAGCUGCAGAGGAUGAAGCUGCUAAACAGGCCAAAGCUCAAAAAGAUGCAGAAAAACAAAGGAAAGAAGCAGAGGAGGAGGCUGCAAAGAGAGCAGCAGCGGAGGCUGCAUCGCUAGAACAGAAGAGGCAGGCAGACGCACAGAUGGAGAAACACAAAAAUCUAGCCGAGCAAGCACUUAAACAGAAAUCUCAAGUCGAGAAGGAGCUUGCAGUUGUUAAACUGCAGCUGGAUGAGACUGAUAAGCAGAAAGCUAUCUUGGAUGAGGAGCUUCAGAGAGUAAAGGAUGAAGUAACUAAAGCAGUUAAACAAAAGAUGCACAUAGAAGAUGAACUGUCCAAAGUUAAGAUCCAGAUGGAUGAGCUUCUGAAGCUUAAGAUAAAGUUUGAGAAGGAAAAUCGGGUCCUCAUGCAGAAAGAUAAAGAUAAUACACAAAAGUUACUUGCAGAGGAAGCUGAGAAAAUGAAGAACCUGGCAGAGGAAGCUGCCAGGCUCAGCGUGGAGGCUCAGGAAGCAGCUAGACAGAGACAGCUUGCAGAGUCUGACUUGGCUGAACAGAGGGCACUUGCAGAAAAAAUGCUCAAGGAGAAAAUGCAGGCCAUCCAAGAAGCUACAAAACUCAAAGCUGAAGCUGAGGAGCUGCAGAAACAAAAGAACCAGGCACAGGAAACGGCUCAGAAACUGUUAGAGGAUAAACACAAGAUACAGCAACGCCUCAACGAGGAGACGGAGGGCUUCCAAAAAUCAUUAGAGGCCGAACGUAAGAGGAAGCUCGAAGCUUCAGCUGAAGCAGAGAAACUGAGAUUAAAGGUGAAAGAGCUCAGCGGUGCUCAGGCGAAAGCGGAAGAGGAGGCCAAUAAGUUCAAGAAGCAAGCCGAUGAAAUAAGACUUCAUCUUCAGGAGAAAGAAAAACAAACCACAGAAAAGGUUGUGCAAAAGUUAGAGACGCAGAUGCUACAGAGCACCAAAGACGCUGAUGAAUUACGGAAAGCCAUUGCUGACAUCGAGAAAGAGAAGGAGAAACUGAAAAAAGAGGCAGAGGACCUUCAAAAUAAAUCUAAACAGAUGGCACAUGCCCAACAAGAGCAAAUUGAACAGGAGAAGGCUGUUCUUCAACAGUCUUUCCUCACUGAGAAAGAAAUUCUGCUGAAGAGAGAAAAAGCGAUUGAAGAGGAGAAAACGAAACUUGAGGCACAGCUGGAGGAGGAGGUGAAUAAGGCCAAAGCUCUCAAAGAUGAGCAGGAGCAUCAAAGCAAGCUAAUGGAAGAGGAGAAGAAGAAACUUCAGGCCGCAAUGGAUGAGGCUGUAAAAAAACAAAAGGAGGCUGAAGCACAGAUGAAAGACAAGCAAAAAGAAAUGGAGGAGCUGGAAAAGAAGAGGGCUGAACAGGAAAAACUGCUGGGAGAAGAAAACAAAAAGCUCAGAGAGAAACUUCAGAAUCUUGAGGAUGCUUCCAAACAGGUCACAUCCAUAACUAAGGAAAUGAAAGUCCAGACAGAUGAGGUUCUGGAGGAGCAGUUAGUUUCUGUCACAAAGGUGGAACCCACAAAGAAAGUUUUCAAUGGUUCUGUUGAUGUUGAUGGGAUGAAGAAAAAGGAAGAGGCCUUGUUUGCAUUUGAUGGAAUUAGAGACAAAGUUCCUGCUGAGAGGCUGUUUGACAUCGGUAUCCUGACUAAAAAGGAGUUUGACAAACUGAAAAAGGGCAAAGUCUCUGUGCAAGAACUGAGAAAGAGUGAUAAAAUCAAAUUGUGCCUUAAAGGACACAACUGUGUUGGGGGUGUCUUGACUCCAUCCAAAGAGAAAAUGAGUGUCUAUCAGGCCAUGAUGCAGAAUAAGCUUGCUCCUCACACUGCCAUGAUGCUAAUGGAAGCUCAAGCAGCUUCUGGUUUCAUUGUUGAUCCAGUGAACAAUAAACUGGUCUCCGUUGAUGAGGCUGUUAAGGAUGAGAUAAUUGGCCCUGAGCUCCAUGACAGAAUGCUCUCAGCAGAGCGAGCGGCCACUGGUUUCAAAGAUCCUUAUACCGGAGCUAAAAUCUCUCUUUAUGAGGCCAUGAGAAAAGGACUUGUUGAAAACGAGCAAGCCAUUAAAUUCCUUGAUGUACAACUUGCAACUGGUGGUAUCAUUGACCCUGUGAACAGUCACAGAGUUCCCCUGCAGACAGCCUACAAUCAGGGUCAGUUUGAUGCAGAUAUGAAUAAGAAACUCACAGAUUCUAGAGAUGAUUGCAAGUUAUUCAUUGAUCCCAGCACUCAGGAGCAACUUGGUUACAAGCAGUUACUGGAAAGAUGUACCACAGAUGCAGAGACGGGCCUACUAAUAUUACCAAUAACAGAAAAGGCCGCACAAAGUGAGAGAACAUACACAGAUGCAGAGACAAAAGAGGUGUUCAGUAAAUCAAACGUUGAUGUGCCUUUUGGAAGGUUCAAGGGGAAAACUGUUACCAUUUGGGAAGUUAUAAAUUCUGAAUAUUUCACUGAAGAACAAAGAAGGGAACUGAUUCGCCAGUACAAAACUGGCAAGAUCACAGUGGAAAAGAUCAUCAAAAUUGUCAUUACUGUUGUAGAAGACAAGGAAAAGAAUAACGAAAAUGUCUUUCAAGGAUUGAGAGAACCUGUCUCUGCUAGUGAACUUUUAGAGUCUAAGAUUAUAACCAAAGACUUGUUCAACAAGUUGAGCAAUGGGAAAGUUACCAUUAAAGAGGUUUCUGACAUGAAGCCUGUGAAGAAGGCGCUCCAAGGAACACCGAGCAUUGCUGGGCUAAUGGAUGAAUCAACAAAGGAGAAAAUGCCCUUCUACCAAGCAAUGAAAAAAGAAUUACUCUCACCAGAUAUUGCUGUGAAACUUCUUGAAGCUCAAGCAGCAACAGGGUUUGUAAUUGAUCCUGUCAAAAAUGAGAAAGUUACUGUUGCUGAGGCUGUUAAGUCAGGCCUUGUUGGACCAGAACUGCACGAACGUCUCCUGUCAUCAGAGAGAGCUGUCAGUGGCUACAAAGAUCCAUAUACAGACAAAAAGGUGUCUCUGUUUGAAGCCAUGAACAAAGGACUUAUAAAGAAGGACCAUGGCAUUUGUUUGCUUGAAGCUCAACUCUCCACAGGUGGCAUAAUUGACCCUAUUAAAAGCUAUCGCGUUCCACAUGACAUUGCCUGUAAACGUGGCUAUUUUGAUGAGGAAAUCAGCAGGACUUUGAAUGAAAACACUGAAGAAUCAAAGGUCUUUUAUGAUCCUAACUCACAAGAGGAAAUAAGCUAUGCAGGGUUAAAGGAUAAAUGUAUCACAGACAAAGAAACUGGACUCCUGUUACUUCCUCUUUCAAAGAAGGCCUUAAAGCCAAAAGAAGACCGUCAUAUUACAGAGACCAAGACAAAAGAGGCUUUGGGCAAGGCAACUAUGGAGUUAGACUAUGGACCUUUCAAAGGCCGAAAAGUUACAAUCUGGGAAAUCAUACAUUCUGAAUAUAUCACAGAGGAACAAAGGUUAGAGUUGAUUCGCCAGUACAGAAUAGGGCAAGUGACAAUUGAAAAACUGAUAAAUAUUGUGAUAACAAUGGUUGAUGAAAAAGAAGACAAAACAAAAGAAGAUGCUUGUUUUGAAGGUAUUAGAGCAAUGGUCACAGCAAGCUCCUUACUUGAUUCCAACAUUAUUGAUAAGGCUACAUUUGAUCAACUCCAACAGGGGAAAGUGACCCCUAAGGACAUUAGUGACACUGACAGAGUCAGGAAGUACUUGCAAGGCACAGACUGCAUUGCUGGCAUUGCUAUGGAAGAGUCAGAUGAGAAACUAAGCAUUUAUCAAGCAAUGAAAAGGAAUGUCUUGCAGCAAAAGACUGGGACUGCACUACUUGAGGCCCAAGCUGGAACCGGAUUCAUUAUUGAUCCAGUCAAGAACCAAAACUAUUCCGUGGAUGAUGCUGUAAAGGUUGGGGUUGUUGGCCCAGAGCUUCAUGAAAAGCUUCUGUCAGCUGAGAAAGCAGUGACCGGAUAUAAAGAUCCAUAUACAGGCAAUAAGAUUUCCCUGUUUCAAGCUAUGAAGAAAGAACUUGUACUGAGGGAACAUGCUAUUCCACUUCUGGAGGCACAAUUUUCCACAGGUGGGAUCAUUGAUCCCAUCAGCAGCCAUCGUGUUCCUAAUGAUGUGGCCAUUCAGCGUGGUUAUUUCAGUAAACAAAUGGCCAAGUCUUUCAGUGAACCAUCAGGGGAUAUAAAAGGCUUCACUGAUCCUAACAACAAUGAAAGUGUAACUUACAAGGAGUUGCUUGAGAAAGCUGCGAGAGACCCAAAGUCUGGUCUGUGCUACCUGCCCCUUUCAAAGGUUGAAGCACCUGCUCCUACUGAAAAGUCCUAUCAGUACACAGAAGAGCAAGCCCAGACAGAUCUAGCCAACACUCAAAUUGAGAUCCCUCAUAAAAGUUUUGCAGGGAAGACUAUGACCAUAUGGGAAGUCAUGAACUCGAAUAUGCUUCCAGAAGAGGAGAGAUACCGCCUCUUGGAGCAGUUUCGUUUGGGAAAAAUCACUAAAGAAAGAAUGGUAAUCAUCAUAAUUGAAAUCAUUGAAGAAAGAGAGACUCUUAAGUCAGAGCAGAGCAUGUCAUGUGACGUCAUUAGAAGAAGAAUAACAAUUGAGGAGCUUUACAGUGCUCGAAUCAUUGACAUGCACACAUAUAAUCUGCUGAAACAAGAAAAGUUGUCUGUUCUUGAAAUAAUGGAAAUGCCAUCAGUAAAGCAGUAUCUCUUUGGUACUGGCUGUAUUGCUGGAGUAAUGUCAGACACUCCCCCAAAGAUGAGCAUUUACCAGGCAAUGAAGAAUGGAUUGAUUAAUCCUGAAAUUGCUCUGAAUCUCCUUGAGGCACAAGCAGCGACAGGAUUUAUGAUUGAUCCUGUGAAAGAUGAACUGCUAACAGUUGAUGAAGCUGUGCGCAAGGGACUUGUAGGUCCUGAAAUUCAUUACAAGCUUCUCUCUGCUGAGAGAGCAGUAACAGGUUACAAAGAUCCAUACAGUGGAAAAGUGAUCUCUCUUUUCCAGGCAAUGAAAAAAGACCUUGUACCUGAGGAUUAUGCCUUAAGGCUUUUGGAGGCCCAAAAUGCCACUGGGGGAAUAAUGGAUCCCGAAUACUACUUCCGUCUCCCAACAGAUGUUGCCUUGCAACGUGGCUACAUAAAUACAGAGACACUGGACAGGAUAUCUGAACCUACUGUGGAUGUGCGUGGUUACACCGAACCUACCACAGGUGAAAAACUGUCCUAUGCUCACCUGCUGAAACAAUGCAGGGUUGAUAAAGAAAGUGGUUUGCACUUACUUUCGCUGGCAGAUAGAAAACUUCUUUUCAAGGGUCUCAGAAAGCAGAUCACUGUAGAUGAGUUGCUUCGUUCCCAGAUUAUUGACCAAAAGACAUACACUGAACUCAAUGAAGGUGUCAUUACAGUGGAACAGGUCAGCAGAGAUGUUAAGAAGUACCUCGAGGGUACAAGCUGUAUAGCUGGUGUCUACGUAGAAUCUAGCAAAGAUCGUCUGUCUAUUUACCAAGCAAUGAAGAAGAACAUGAUUAGACCAGGGACUGCAUUUGAGCUUCUUGAGGCUCAGGCUGCCACAGGAUAUGUAAUAGACCCCAUUAAAAACCUAAAACUAAAUGUCAAUGAAGCUGUUAAAAUGGGAGUUGUUGGUCCAGAGUUCAAAGAUAAACUCCUGUCAGCUGAACGAGCUGUAACAGGCUACAAAGACCCAUACUCUGGAAAAAUUAUCUCCCUUUUCCAGGCUAUGAAAAAGAACCUGAUUCUGAAAGACCAUGGCAUUCGCCUGCUUGAGGCUCAAAUUGCUACUGGUGGAAUAAUUGAUCCAGAGGAGAGUCACCGCUUGCCAGUUGAAACAGCAUACGCACGGGGUCUCUUUGAUGAAGAAAUGAACGAAAUCUUGACUGACUCAUCUGAUGACACAAAAGGGUUCUUCGACCCAAACACAGAGGAAAAUCUCACCUACCUACAGCUUAUGGAAAGAUGUAUGAUGGACCCAGAAACAGGACUUGCGCUCUUACUGCUUAAAGAAAAAAAGCGUGAGAGAAAGACAUCAUCAAAGUCAUCUGUUCGCAAACGUAGGGUAGUCAUUGUUGACCCAGAGACAGGCAAAGAGAUGUCUGUGUAUGAGGCAUAUCACAAAGGACUGAUUGAUCACCAGACAUACAUAGAGCUUGCAGAGCAAGAGUGUGAAUGGGAAGAAAUUACCAUCACCUCAUCUGAUGGAGUUGUGAAAUCCAUGAUUACUGACAGGAGGUCUGGUCGGCAGUAUGAUAUUGAUGAUGCAAUCACAAAGGGCCUUAUUGACAAGUCAGCUCUGGAUCAAUACAGAGCAGGAACUCUCUCCAUCACAGAGUUUGCAGACAUGCUGUCUGGGAAUAUGAGUGGUUCAUGGUCGCGGUCAUCAUCCUUCGGUUCCUCUUCGUCUUACUCCAUGAGUCCAGCGCCCAGUUUGAAAACUCCAGCAAGUACAUGGAAUGACCCAACAGAGGAAACAGGCCCUGUGGCUGGAAUCCUAGACACCGAUACACUGGAGAAGGUGUCUGUCACAGAGGCCAUCCACAGAAACCUUGUGGACAACAUAACAGGUCAAAGAUUACUGGAAGCUCAGGCCUGCACAGGAGGCAUCAUUGACCCAAACACUGGUGAGAAAUUCUCUGUUGCAGAUGCGAUGAACAAAGGGCUUGUGGAUAAAAUUAUGGUGGACCGCAUCAGUCUUGCUCAGAAAGCCUACAAUGGAUUUGAAGAUCCCAGAACCAAAACCAAAAUGUCAGCAGCCCAGGCUCUAAAGAAGGGGUGGCUGUACUAUGAGGCUGGACAAAGGUUUCUUGAAGUCCAGUAUCUUACUGGUGGAUUAAUUGAACCAGAUGUGACUAGCAGAGUCUCUGUUGACGAGGCUGUGAAAAAAAGCACUCUUGAUGCACGCACUGCACAAAAGUUACGUGAUGUCAGUGCUUACUCUAAAUACCUCACAUGUCCAAAAACAAAGCUUAAAAUAUCAUACAAGGAUGCAAUGGAAAGAAGCAUGAUAGAACAAGGGACUGGUCUGAGACUGCUCGAGGCAUCUUCACAGUCAAGCAAAGGCCUGUACAGCCCUUACAGCGUCAGCGGCUCCGGCUCAGGUACUGCUUCACGGUCUGGCUCAAGGACUGGUUCAAGGUCAGGCUCUAGAAGAGGUAGCUUUGAUGCAACGGGAUCAACUUUCACAACUACCUUCUCCUCCACUUCAUACACUUCACCAAGCUAUGGCCGUCGAUACUGAUGAGUCCAGUUGUGGAACAAAGAAGGAUAUAAGAUUCAGUCACAGUACUCACCAGAUGCCUACUUCUCAAUGGAAUAAGGACUAUCUUUAUUCUGCUCUGCAUGUGGCUGCUACUGGAUUAUUAUUUUUUAAUCGUAUAUAAGUUGAAUGGAUUUUGUUUAUUGUAUGUCACUAUUUUAGGUAGUUAUGCUGACAUUAAUGCUGUCUUAUCAGACAUUCUGAGUACUAUACUCUAAGGCCUUAUCUACAGAAAAGUUGUUUAUUAUUUACAUCAUAUACGUCACAAAACGUUUUAGUGUACAUGAUUUUUCAAAUGUGUAAGAUUGUAAUCUUUUACUGAUGAAGAACUAAGAUUUGUUGUUGCGUACUAUUAGUGACUGAGCAGCAUUUAAGCCAACAGUCUUCAUGGUGAUUAACCUUGCUAAAGACACCUAGCUUGUUCAGUACAUGUGUAUAUUUUUGAAUGCUGGAAAAAAAAA
Molecule: messenger RNA, 14412 nt
Organism: Thalassophryne amazonica
Lineage: Eukaryota; Metazoa; Chordata; Actinopteri; Batrachoidiformes; Batrachoididae
Gene: pleca
Product: plectin a
Exons: 36
Coding region: 20-13933 (4637 amino acids)
Biological process (GO): hemidesmosome assembly; intermediate filament cytoskeleton organization; wound healing
Cellular component (GO): sarcolemma; cytoskeleton; focal adhesion
Molecular function (GO): ankyrin binding; structural constituent of cytoskeleton; cadherin binding
Source: RefSeq, a predicted model, not a curated record